GUGGAUCAUAUUCAAAUAUGCUUCAGUUUGUUUACUAAACACAACAAGGACACAUGCAAUACUUUAAAUAUUUGAUUCAUGACAAUUUUCACGAUUUUACACUUAUCAAAGCAACGCGCCGUAAACGCUCUAUUGUCGUAAAUUUAAUCUCCUUGAUUGCCACUUUCCGGCAGUGGUGAGAUCGGGGAAACACGAUACUAUUUUUACUAUGGUGUUACGGAGGUGCUGAAUCGGCUUGUCCUUCACGAGGAGUAGGGAGCACCAUUAGCCAUCAGAAGUUGUAUAAGCAGUGCUGUGUUCCUGUGGACAAGCCGUUACUGUGGAUAUCAGAACUACAAAUUCUUUGUGCACUGAAAAAAAAAAAACUUAUUAAAUUUAUGGGACUUUUACAACCUGUUUCUAAAAUUAUAAGUGGACAUGGAUUCAAGUUCAUUUUACAAAGUUUUCCUAUUUAUAUUUGUAUUGAAAGGAUCUCACUCACAGAGGCAGCCACGAUGUGAACAAGGCAGCUGUUAUCCUGCCACAGGUGAUUUACUUAUAGGACGCGAGGCCAACCUUACUGCCUCGUCCACCUGUGGUCUGAAGCGACCAGAAAACUACUGCAUCGUCAGUCACUUAGAAGAAGACACUAAGUGUUUUACUUGUGACUCCCGUGAGUCGUGGUCAGAGUACCGACGGAACAGUCACAGAAUUAGUAACAUUGUGUCGUCGUUCCGCGAAAGAAAACUGCGAUGGUGGCAGGCAGAAAAUGGCAAGCAACAAGUGUACCUUCAGUUGGAUUUAGAGGCUGAGUUUCAUUUCACUCAUCUUAUCAUGACUUUUAAGACUUUCAGACCAAAGGCUCUGCUAAUUGAGAGGUCCUAUGACUUCGGAAAAACGUGGAAGGUUUACCGAUAUUUUGCCCAGCGCUGUGAUGAAUCAUGGCCAGGUGUAAAGAGGUGGCCGCCCAGGGACUUGAGUGAGGUGAUCUGUGAUGAUCGUUAUUCUGAUGAAGUACCAUCGACAGAGGGAGAGGUGAUAUUCAGAGUCCUUCCACCAUUUAUCAGGAUACAGAAUCCUUAUGAUGCUAAGGUACAAGAUUUACUGAAGCUGACCAAUCUCCGGGUGAAUUUCACUGAGCUCCAUGGAUUAGGCGACACUCUAUUGGACAGCCGGCAGGAGAUUAAGGACAAAUACUACUACUCCAUGUUUGACAUGACGGUUAGAGGGAGCUGUAGUUGUUAUGGCCAUGCAUCCAGAUGUGAACCAGUGGAUGGGUACAAUGUCAGACCAGACAUGGUACAUGGUCAAUGUGUCUGUACACACAACACCAAGGGACGUAACUGUGAACAGUGUCAGGACUUCUAUAAUGACCUACCCUGGAGACCAGCGAGAAGAAACUUCCCCAAUGCUUGUAAAAAGUGCAAUUGUAAUGGUCACUCGGACAAGUGUAAAUUUGACCCAGCAGUGUACGAGGCGAAUGGUGAAAUCAGUGGAGGUGUUUGUUUGGACUGUCAACACAACACCCUGGGCAGGAACUGUCAGCAGUGCAGGGACAUGUUCUUCCAGGACCCCUACCAGGACAUUCGGAGCUCAACUAUCUGUAAACCAUGUGACUGUGAUCCAUCUGGGUCCCUCUUUGGGGGACGGUGUGAUGACCACUCCGAUGAGUCCAAUGGACUUCUAGCAGGAAGGUGUCAUUGUAGGCAGCACGUGGAGGGCAAGCGUUGUGACACCUGUAAAGAUGGCUUCUACAGUCUGAACGAGGCUAAUCCUCAGGGCUGUCUCGCUUGUGAUUGCAGCAUGAUUGGUACUGUAACGAACUCGUCCUGUGACAAGGACACAGGAAUGUGUCUGUGUAAACGCUACGUUACGGGAGACAGGUGUGAUACAUGCCAUCAUGGAUUUUAUGGUUUGAGUGACAUUGACACUGGGUGUACGCCUUGUGAUUGUGAUGUGGGUGGGUCCAUCAGUGAAGCAUGUGACCAGGUGACUGGAGCCUGUACCUGUAAACCCAACAUCAUUGGUCAGCAGUGUGACCAGCCCCGCCCAGGCUAUUACUACGCCAUGUUGGAUUUUUUCCGGUAUGAAGCUGAAUUGGCCAAAGGAAUUGGACAGGUGCGCCAGUACAUCCAGGAGCCAUACCCUGAUGGCUAUCAGCCGUGGACUGGUCCAGGGUACAUGCUUGUGAGGGAAGGAGAUAGCCUGGAAUUUAAUGUCAGUAAUAUAGAAUUCCCAACCAACUAUGACAUUGUCAUCCGCUAUGAUCUAAGGAUGCCAGAAAUCUGGGAAAGUGUGUUAGUAACUAUUCGCCGUGACAAAAUUCCAGAUGAGAAUGGACCUUGUGCAAAUCACGUAGCUAGGGAUGACGAGAAGUCUGCCACACUUAACCCAGGAUUUCGAUAUGUGGAGGUGUCCCCCUCAGCCUGUCUGGAACCAAACACUAAUUACACGAUACGUUUGGACUUCCGCCAGUACAAGUCUGGAAGAUCUACCCCAGAUGCUACCACUCUUAUUGACUCUAUAAUACUGGUGCCUGCCACUGACAGUAUUCCAAUAUUCCAAGUAUUUGGGUAUUUGAAUUACAUGAAGAACCAGUUUAUUCGUUACCAGUGUCGUGAGAAGCAGCUAACACCAUACCGACCAAACUACUCCGACUUCUGUAAAAAGUUGACCUUCAGCAUCAGUACAAGCAUGCUUCACCGAGCACUGCCAUGUGAAUGCGACCCCACUGGUUCCUUGAAUUCUGAGUGUGAACCUGCUGGUGGACAGUGUGUGUGUAAACCUAAUGUUGUUGGUAGGAAGUGUGACCGCUGUGCUCCAGGAACUUACAACUUUGGUCCUGCUGGCUGUUCUGCCUGUAAUUGCCAUGAGUAUGGAUCCCGUGACAAUCUUUGUGAUGCCCAGACUGGACAGUGUCUGUGUAUAUACAACGUUGGAUCUCGAGACUGCAGCCAGUGUGAGCCGGGAUACUGGGGAUUCCCCCAAUGUAGGCCAUGUGACUGUAAUGGAAAUGCAGACAUUUGUGAUGAUUUAACAGGAAAUUGUAUUGAGUGUCGCAACAACACAGCUGGAGAUCAUUGUGAAAGAUGUGAUGCUGAAUAUUACGGUGAUCCAAGAAGUUACAUCAGGAAGACUUGCCGUCCAUGCAUGUGUCCAGGAGGCCCCGACAGUCAGACUCAGCAUGCCGAUUCUUGUAGUGAGGACCCUAGACAGCAGACCAUUGUCUGCAACUGUUUACCUGGAUACCAAGGCCCUAACUGUGAUACCUGCAGCGAGAACUACUUUGGUAACCCUCUGGUGGUAAACAGUACCUGUGAACCCUGUGUAUGUAACAACAACAUAGAUCCCAAUGUGGCGGGCAGCUGUGACACCUCCUCAGGAGAAUGUCUGAAGUGUCUGUUUAACACAGAGGGAUUUAACUGUGAAAAAUGUAAACCUGGUUACUUCGGAGAUGCCACCACUCAGAGUUGUGUGGAGUGUGUUUGUGACCCCUACGGUACAGACAAAUCCACUGAAUCAUGUGACAGAGAGACCGGACAGUGUCCCUGCCUACCCAAUGUCACAGGACUAAGGUGUGACACCUGUCUGGUGGGGUACUGGAACAUUACCAGUGGGGAGGGGUGCUCAUCCUGUGGGUGUGAUCCUGAGGGCUCAUUUGGAAUCACCUGUAAUCAAUUUGAUGGUCAGUGUGCCUGUCAGCAGGGGAGGGGUGGACUGGAAUGCGAUCAGUGUGAGGAUUUGUUCUGGGGUGACCCCAAAGUCCAGUGUACAGCCUGUGACUGUAAUGCCCAGGGUUCCUCUGACAUGCAGUGUGACCGACGAACCGGUCAGUGUGUUUGUCUGACCGGGAUUAGUGGCUAUAAGUGUGACAGAUGUGACCGAGGAACCACUGGGGAACUCCCCAACUGUAAACCCUGUGGGGAAUGCUUUGAUAAUUGGGACCGAGUUAUCAGGGACCUCAGAGGCCAGACCCAGUAUUUAGUGGAUGAAGCUCUGAAGAUCAAAGCCACAGGGGUGGAGAAGGCCUUUGAGAAAGAGUUUGCAGAAAUGGAGAAUAACAUUAAAGAAAUUCGAGACAUCAUCCGCAAUACUAACAUCUCGUCCAAUGAUAUCAAAGAUAUUGAAAUGAAUCUCAUGCAACUCAGGGAGUCAUUGAACAUUAGCUACAGUGAUCUAGAGAGGACUGAGGUAGAGAUCAACACAAGAACAGACAGCAUUAGACAGAGUAAUAAUGAUAUCAGGGCCCUGCAGAUGGGUGUUGACAAACUGAAACUGAAAAUAGAAAAUCUCAAGAAGAAUGCCACCAAUGUACAAGCUCAGGAUGUAGAAGGUGCUUACAACCUUACGAAAAAGGCUCAAGACAUGUCUAUUGCUGCUCAGAGGAAGGUGAAUGCCACUGAUGGAGUUCUGGACCAGUCUGAAAAAAUACGAGAUGAAGUGGAGAAUAUGAUCAAGACUCAGCAUUCCGAGUUUGAAAGAAAAGUCCAGGAAAAUGAAAACAAUCUUAAUGAAAUCAACGGCCAGGUCUCUGGUCUUGGAGAUAAAAUUGCUGAUAUCAAUGAAAUGGUGUGUGACAAGCGUGGAGAGCCCUGCCACCCAGUGUGUGGAGGAGGUGGAUGUGGAGUGUGUGGUGAAGAACAGAGCUGUGAUAAUGGAGCAGUGAAGAAAGCGGGAAAUGCCCUGGACCUUGCCCGCAAAGCCGAGGAUUUGCUCACCAUUAAAGAGAGAAAUGCCACGGAUCUCUUACAGAAGCUGCAAAAUUCUCAGAGAGGAGCAGAAAUGGGUAAGGAUGAAGCCCAGAUGGCCUACAACGAGGCUUUAAAAGUGAAAACUGAAACAGAGAAUGCCCGUACUGCCCUGCAGGAUCUGUUUGUCAGGAUCUCAGGAUUUCUGUCUGCAGAUGGUGCCACUCCUGAUGACAUCAAACAGAUAGCCGAGGAGGUGUUAGCUAUGAGCAUUUCCCUGACCCCUCAGCAGAUUCUAGAUUUGGCCCAGCAGAUAAAUAUCACCAUACAAGGAUUGCAGGAUAUUGAUAAAAUCCUGGCAGACACCAGUAGUGAUCUGGCCCGGGCCAAAGGACUCAAGGAAAGAGCAGAAACAGCAGAGGCUGAUGCCAAGUCCAUUCUGGAGAAGGCGGAGGACGUGCAGGCCAAUCUAAAGGGAGCCACAGAUGCCCAGCAGGCUGCCCAGGCCGCCAUUACCCAGGCAGAUAAAGAUAUUGGAGAUGCAGAACAGGAUCUCACACAGAUUGAGUCUGAGACGACAGCAGCCACAGACAAGUCGAACCAGUCGCUGACGUCACUGGAAGCCCUGAAAGCCAGACUGAAAGAUCUGAAGGGCAAAUACAUUGAGAACGAGCAGAAGGUUGCCAAUGCUGAGAGAGCUGCCCAGGAAGCUGAGAGAUUGGCCCACAAAACAGAGGAGGCUGCUAACAAGUUACAGACACAGUAUUCCAAGACUGCUCAGGAUCUGAACUCGAAAUACAAUCUCACAACUCAGGCUCAGUCUCGAGCUGAAUCUCUAAAGAGGAGGGCGGAUAAACUGGCCACUGACACCACUGCAAAACUAAAAAAAUUAGCUGAAAUGCAAGAGAACUUUAAUGCCAAUGAAAAGAGACUGAACAAGCUGUCUACAGACAUUGAUGAACUAAAUCGACGAAUGGCUGAGUAUUUACAAGCCAUCAACAACAAAGCCACAGAAUACUACAAUUGUAAAACCUAAGAUUUAAUAAUCAGGUGAAUGUGGGACUUACACUGGGCUGUAAUAGACUGUGGUGUUGUAGAUGAGGUUAAGAUCUGCAUGUUAUUUAAGUGAUAACUGGAGAAGUAUUAGGUGCAGACAGCAUUACAAAUGAAAAAUAACCUGUGAUACCAUCCUUUUUAAAUCUUUGUAGUAUAUUGAGAUGAAGAGAAAACUUAGUUUUAUUGAUUAAGUUUUUCAACUUUGUGGUUGGCAGUGUCAUUUUGAUAGAUAUUUCCACUACAGUCAUAUGUAAUAUACGUGUAUUACUCUUUUGUAUUGCUAUUAUUUUGAUAUUUAAAAACAAAACAGCUUUCACUCAUAUGACCUUUGUCUAUGAUUCAUAUGGAUAUUGAUGACCAAAACUAGGCAUGAAUGAGAGCCAGUGAAUUGGAUGCGAGUGUAUUUUAAGACUUUUAUAUAUGUGUAUAAAGCUGAUGAGCAGCUUUAGUUCCUUGUAGAUAUUUAACCUAUAUCAGAUAUAUGUACAGUUUACCAAAUGUAUAUAUAUGUCAUACCCGCGUAAAAAGCCAAGGUAUAUGUUUGAUUAGCCGGGCUAAAUAUAGCACAAGAGUGGAAUGGAUGUUUCACUCAUGUAAAGUUUUUAUGGACCUUGAACCUUGUCCUAUUCUCAUGUAAAAUGCCUGAGUGUUUUUGUAAUAGUGUCAAAUGUAGUCACAUGUGUGUUGUAAUGUGUUAUGUAGUCACAAAUCUUCUCUUUCUAGUUCGUUUCUUGUUAAAAAGCAUGGUUUAUUCAUAAAUGCUCAUAGAUUAUAACUGUGAUGUUUGAUGCUGCUGAUGAUCAAAUAUUUAGAAUAAUGAAUUUGUGUACAAUUCUGUAUUCAAGAUGAACAUGGGUAUCUGGAUAAGCCGCACCAUUACUGGAAAUGAUUCACUUUCUCUGAAAAAGAUUUCACUGUUUUGAAGACUUUUGACACUAUAAAUAAAAAAUGAAUCAAAAGGUUGGAUAUUAUUCGCAAGGUUACUUCAUAGAAGUUGAAAAGAGGCAGUGAAAGCUUAUGUAUAUAUUAAGUAUGUGCAUUAAAAUAGGGCAUACCUCACGAUUACACAGUAGUACGGAUGUAUCAUUCAUGGAUAUUGAUCUGAUUUGCUUGUUUUUUUUAAUGUCAUAAUAUUAUGAUUUUCGAGAUUUUUUUUAGAACAAAUUUUACAGCCAAUGAAAUAGAAAUUGUAAUGACUAUAAUUUUCUGCGAUGAUGGAUUGACUGAUGUUUAUACAAACAAAUAACAGCUAUUUGAACACAUAGUGUAUUUUAUUUCGCUUGUGAUGUAUUUUGGCUUUCACUUUUUCAUUUCUCCAUAGUUCAACUUUUCAAAUGUAUGUAUGUUUGCCAUGGAAUCGAGUUGUGAAUGUUGAUGUGUAUUUCAUAUGGUGCUAUUGUAUAGAGAUACUAACUACAAACCCGUACUGUUUAUAUACCCACUGUAUAUUCUUAGGGAUCUUAAGAAAAGGUUGUAGGAAAGGUUUUUAAUGAAGUCAGCAAAUGAUGUUUUGCUAUGCAUAUUCCUGUCAGAAUUUUAAUUCACAACAGUAUCUAUAGAAAGGUAAGUAUCUUUUGUUAUUAAAAUGUCAUCAUUUGAUACAGGUUUAUAAUAAAUUUGCAGUCUACCUCUGUCAGUUUUUAACCAUUAUCAUAUUACUGUAUGCUUUCAGUUCACUUUGUGUAUGUAAUUUCUUCAGCAUUGAAAGUUAGAAGUUUGACUAAAGCAUACUUGAUUUCUUUUAUUCUAAGAAUUAAAUAUCUAGGUUGUGUGUAUCAUUGGGAGUAUAUAGAUAUCUAGAGCCCAUUAUACAGGUAUUAGUGUCACACUGUAGACUAAACGAAGAAAGAAUGUAAAGACAUUACAUAAACUGAAAAAGUGGAAUAGUUGCUGAAAAUACCAAACAAAAAAAACCCCAUAAGUUUGGACUCUUAUUUUAGGAAUAAAUGUCAGGUUUUUCGUUUUAUGGGGGUAGAAAUUUAAGCAUGCGAUAAUAUGUAUCACUAAAGUCGAUUAUUCAGAAAUAGCUCCAUGCUUUCAUUGUUCUUCAUGAUGCAGAUAACCUAGACAUUUAUCGUUUCAGAUAUUUAUAUUUUGUAAAAAGAUGUAGAAUUUUAUGCUUUGAAUAACUUUCCAUAUCAAGUAAGCCUAACAUAAGCAUGAGUUUCCAUAUUAAGAUGUAUAGAUAAGGAAUUAGCAAAGGAAGUAUUGGUAAGUGUAUAUGUAUUGUAAUAAUUGUACAGUUACCAAUUAUAUACAUAGGAGAUCUACUGAACAUAAACUCUGUGUGUUGUUAGAUUUACUCCGAGUCAUUGUAAUGGAAAGAUAGAAAGGAAAUCCUUAAAUUCUUAAUGCAGUGUACAUGUAUCUUCCUUUAGAUUAUGGGUGUAAUUAGUUUAUUUGCAUCAUCUUCAGAUUCAGUUUGUUCAGAUAUUACCUCAAAUUAAAUUCACAAUUUAC
Messenger RNA from Ostrea edulis (European flat oyster), 8183 nucleotides. RefSeq names its product laminin subunit beta-1-like. The transcript has 31 exons. The coding region runs from base 418 to 5703 and encodes 1761 amino acids. The record is from RefSeq and is a predicted model, not a curated record. NCBI's taxonomy places the organism in Eukaryota, Metazoa, Mollusca, Bivalvia, Ostreida, Ostreidae.